Messenger RNA from Durio zibethinus, 915 nucleotides. It is a transcript of the gene KELP, whose product is annotated as transcriptional coactivator p15 (PC4) family protein (KELP). Gene Ontology annotation, biological process: positive regulation of transcription initiation by RNA polymerase II. The record is from RefSeq and is a predicted model, not a curated record. Gene Ontology annotation, molecular function: DNA binding; transcription coactivator activity. NCBI's taxonomy places the organism in Eukaryota, Viridiplantae, Streptophyta, Magnoliopsida, Malvales, Malvaceae.
AUUAUUGUUAUAAUAACAAACGAAAACCCAGACAGUGCCGGACCCUAAAAUAAUAAAAAAUUUCCCUAUAUCAGAUAAAAUCAGUCCCGAAGCUUAACUCUUGCAUCUGACGAUCUAUUGUUAGAUUUCCCGAAUACCCACAGUCAAGAAAGCGGAGAAAUGGACGCAGAAACGAGAGAGAAGAUAAAGAAAACGGUGAGGGAAAUACUGGAAGAAGCGGACAUGAAUGAAAUGACAGAGUACAAGAUUCGACAAAUGGCUUCCCAGAAACUGGAACUUAACCUCUCCGACUCCAAGUACAGGGCUUAUGUUAGACAUGUCGUCAAUUCUUUCCUUGAAGAACAAAAGGCCAAACAAGAAGAAGCAGAAGCUGUAGCAGACGGUGAUAAUGAUAACAACAACAAAGAGUUUGAUGAUGAUGGUGAUCUCAUUGUUUGCAGGCUGUCUGAGAAGAGAAGGGUGACGAUUCAAGAAUUCAGAGGGAAAACUUUGGUUUCCAUAAGGGAGUAUUACAAAAAGGACGGCAAAGAACUUCCUAGUUCUAAAGGAAUAAGUUUGACACAAGAACAAUGGUCAGCCUUUAGGAAGAAUAUGCCAAACAUUGAGGAAGCUGUUAGGAAGAUGGAGUCACAGACCAUGUGACAGCGUCAUCUGGUGACUGACUGUGAAGCCCUUUUUGAAAUGUGUAAUUUUAAACCUGAAGUUAACCUCAGUAUCUAUGGCAUGGCGGCUAUGUGCCUUUUACUAAGUCACUGUUUCGAGUCUGGACUAUUUUUGAAUCUCAUUUUAGAAUGAAGGGCUGAUAUAGCUCCUUGGAAAUUAUGUGGAUCGUUUAAUCAAUGCGGAUACAGAGAUACUUAACAAGAAUGUAUGUGAAAUACUUUGGCUGGAAAGCACGUAUUUUUGUACUUGUAA